This is a messenger RNA of Aspergillus aculeatinus CBS 121060, 924 nucleotides long. RefSeq lists its product as uncharacterized. The transcript has 2 exons. Lineage: Eukaryota; Fungi; Ascomycota; Eurotiomycetes; Eurotiales; Aspergillaceae. The coding region runs from base 1 to 924 and encodes 307 amino acids. The record is from RefSeq and is a predicted model, not a curated record.
AUGACGAACUUGUAUGACAUCCCCGCCGGGCUGGUGACCGGCAUAGAGGACAGCGCCCUUGCGGCGCAGAUCAUCGUGGCCGUGAUCCUGGCCAUCGCUUUCUACAACUCGGUGGAGCUCGUCGUCCUGCUCUUCCUCACCUUCAAGAAGUACCGCGGCCUCUACUUCUGGUCCCUGCUGGUCUCCACCGUGCUGGGCGUCAUGCCCAGCGUCGUGGGCCCCGUGCUGCACUUCUACUCGCUCGGCCCCCUCCUGCUCGCCCUGCUCAUCUCGAACCUCGGCUUCUACGCCAUGGUGCCCGUGCAGUCGCUGGUCCUGUACUCCCGCCUACACCUGCUCCUCCGCAACGAGCGGCGUCUGCGCCAGAUCCUCUACCUGAUCCUGCUCACCACCGCCAUCCUGCUGCCCCCGACGACCGUCACCACUUACGGCUCCGCCUUCGUGGGCACUGCCCCCUGGAACGCCGCGUACCAGGUCAUCGAGCGCGCCCAGGUGACCGGGUUCUGCCUCCUGGAGCUGUUGCUCUCCGCCUUGUAUAUCCGGGAGGCGGUCCAAGUGCUGUGGGCCGGCGAUCCCGCGCUGCUGCGUCGACGGCGAGACGGCGCCGGGAAUGUGAUCUACCAGCUCGUGGCUAUCAACUUUGUUAUCAUCGCGCUCGAUGUCGGCCUGCUCGUUCUGGAGUAUGUCGGGCUCUACUAUCUGCAGGUCGCAUUGAAGUCUCUGGUGUACAGUAUCAAGCUGAAGAUGGAGUUUGCGGUUCUGGGACGGCUUAUCACCCUAACGGGCCGACAUUCCCAUCGCGAGGAGCCGGUCGCGAGACUCGAAGAGCCGGCGAGAGUGCCGGACUUUGUGGGGGCGGAGUAUGCGGCCGUGGACUUUACGCACCCUGUCCGGACAUCGAAACCAUCCAUGUCCUCGGGGUGA